AACUACCAACAAUGGCGAGAAGAUACGACUCAAGGACGACAAUAUUCAGUCCUGAAGGCAGGCUCUAUCAAAUUGAAUACGCGAUGGAAGCGAUCUCGCACGCUGGAACUUGUAUCGGUAUUUUAGCCCAAGACGGUGUCGUUUUGGCAGCAGAGAAGCGUGUAACUUCCAAACUCCUCGAUAAAGCAGAAGCAUCAAAUGAGAAGAUAUUCAACUUAAACUCUAACAUUUUAGCUGGUGUCGCUGGUAUAACUGCAGAUGCAAACUCCUUGGUGAAUUACGCACGCAUGCAAGCACAGAAGUACCUUUACACUUACGACGAUAAUAUCCCUGUAGAACAACUCACACAAAGACUUUGUGAUUUAAAGCAAGGAUACACCCAAUACGGUGGUUUGAGACCAUUUGGUGUUAGUUUACUCUACGCUGGACAUGACAUGCAUCACGGCUUUCAACUAUACCACAGUGAUCCUUCAGGUAACUAUUCUGGCUGGAAAGCCACCUGCGUCGGUGCAAACAAUGGUACUGCACAAUCACUUCUCAAGCAAGACUACAGAGACGGUGUGAGCCUCUGGUCAGCAGCUCCUAACCAACAAGAUGAAACUGAGGGCUCAAAGUGUGGCGCUGUUGAAUUGGCAUGUAAGAUACUCGGUAAGACAUUAGACGCGACGACUAUAGACUCAGAUAAGGUUGAAUUUGCUAUAUUAAAACUUGAUCCAAAAACAGGUGAACCUAAAGGACACAUUUUGAAAGCACCAGAAAUUGAUAAACUACUCACGAAGAAAGAAUGGACUUUUCAUGAAGAGACACUCGUCAUUUCCUCAGACAGUGGCUCUGAUAACGAUGACGAAAUUGGGAACACAGGCAGCAUACACACUUUAAACGCAUCUUCCGAUAGUUUCGUAGUCCCAAAGCUCGAUAAUGCUAUACAGUUCAUCCUAUUUGUACAGGCGUGCGUUGAAUGCUCAUCAACACGCUCACGGAUUGAAAUCACCAACAUUUUGACGAAUUAUUUGCGUAUCGUUCGUAAAAAUGAUCCAGAUGCUUUAUUACCAUCCCUCUGGCUAUUUUCCUCGCAGCUUGGUCCACCUUAUGAGCCAAACGAGCUCGGAGUCGGCAAAUUGGUACUCAACGGUGCACUCAAGGACGUCGCCGCACUCUCACCCACACGACUCAAACAGCUUCACAACCGUCUGGGUGAUAUUGGCGAUGUCGCAUUCGAGGCGACCCGUAACGUCAUUUCUGUCGUCAAACCGAAACCAUUAACGGUCUCGCAAGUUUAUGGGACAUUCAAGGAUAUAGCUACACAACAUGGUCCGCGUUCUGUAACAGCCAAGACGAACCUUGUCAAAAAGCUACUUGUAUCUGCCAAAGCUGAGCAAGCGCGGUGGUUGAUGAGGGCCCUUGUCCAGAAUCUUCGCAUCGGGGCUGUCCGCACAACGCUCUCACAUGCACUCGCGAGGGCGUUUGCUGUAGGUACACCAAUAGAUCUUCCAUCCGCUGAGAAGAUUGUCAGACGAGUGUAUGCGCGACACCCAAACUAUACGACACUUGUGAAGGCUCUUCUCGACAGUGGACUCAACGAGCUGGAAAUGAAGGUACCCGUGCAAGUUGGUACACCUGUGCAGCCAAUGCUCGGUGCAAUUACACGUUCACUAGCUGACGUUCAGACUCGCCUUCGUGGCCAGCCAUUCACGAGUGAGGCGAAACUUGAUGGACAAAGGUGUCAACUUCAUGCUAGUUUGGUUGAUAGCAAGCAAAAGAACGGUUGGACUUCACCCCUCGUACGCGAUAAUACGUAUCUCUAUGUGCGGCUAUUCUCCAGGCGUCUCGAAGAUAUGACAGAGAAGUAUCCAGAUGCCGCGAUGAGUCUUUAUGAGAUAUUUAAGAAUGAACCAUCACUCAGCAGCAUCGUUCUCGAUGCGGAAAUUGCAGCAAUUGAUGAUAUGGAUAACAUUAGGAGCUUUCAGGAGUUAUCGAAUAGGUCACGGAAGGCUGUAGAUGUAGAUGAAGUUAAAAUACGCGUAGCUGUUUUUGGAUUCGACUGUAUGCUAUUCAAUGGUGAAACACUCCUUGAUAAACCGUUCAGAGAACGACGGUCGAUAAUGCGAACACACGUGCCUCCGUUCAAGCCAUCUUCCAUUACCUAUGCACCCUGGGACCAUAUGCCAUCAAUUGAUGAUACUGGCCUCGUAGAAAUAAGUGCCUUCUUCGAAAAGUGUAUGACGAUGAAAGCAGAGGGUAUAAUGGUGAAACUGCUUGAUUACUAUGAGCCAACGGACACAGAUGACGCCGUGAAAACUCGUAGAAAAGCACUUCCAGCGACAUAUGAACCCGACAAGCGAGCAGAGAGUUGGCUGAAGGUGAAAAAAGACUACCUCGAAGAUGUUGGAGAUAGCAUAGAUUUGGUGCCAAUCGGAGCAUGGCAUGGGAUGGGUCGGAAAAACCAAUUUUGGUCGCCAAUUCUAUUAGGUGUUUAUGACGACGACGAGGGAGCGGUAACUGCCGUGUGUAAAUGUAUGUCAGGAUUUUCUGAUGCUUUCUAUAAAGCUAUCGGUGAGCGCUAUGCUGAGGGUUCGUCCAACGUCUCUAAGCAUGCAUUUCCUGGCGUUAUAAUUGGCGAUACAUCUCCGGACGUAUACUUCCAACCAUCAGAAGUAUGGGAAUGUCGAGGAGCAGACAUCACACAAUCACCGGUUUACCCCGCUGCUAAAGGACGUAUAAGUGAUAAAGGGCUUAGUAUACGUUUCCCGCGUUUUAUACGGGUUAGAGAGGACAAGGAUGUCGAGCAGGCUAAUACAGCUGCUGAUUUAGCCAGUAUGUACGAAAAACAGCAGUCUGGAUAACGAUUAUUUAUUAUAUUAUUUGUAUUAUUCGUAAAAUUGCAGCAUGCAU
Messenger RNA from Wallemia mellicola CBS 633.66, 2892 nucleotides. RefSeq names its product ATP-dependent DNA ligase. Gene Ontology annotation, cellular component: DNA ligase III-XRCC1 complex; proteasome core complex, alpha-subunit complex; proteasome core complex. The record is from RefSeq and is a predicted model, not a curated record. The transcript has 6 exons. Gene Ontology annotation, molecular function: ATP binding; DNA binding; DNA ligase (ATP) activity. The coding region runs from base 12 to 2843 and encodes 943 amino acids. NCBI's taxonomy places the organism in Eukaryota, Fungi, Basidiomycota, Wallemiomycetes, Wallemiales, Wallemiaceae. Gene Ontology annotation, biological process: mitochondrial DNA repair; DNA biosynthetic process; double-strand break repair via alternative nonhomologous end joining.